Austrofundulus limnaeus is the source of this 603-nucleotide messenger RNA. RefSeq names its product clathrin heavy chain 1. Gene Ontology annotation, cellular component: clathrin coat of coated pit; clathrin-coated endocytic vesicle; clathrin complex. NCBI's taxonomy places the organism in Eukaryota, Metazoa, Chordata, Actinopteri, Cyprinodontiformes, Rivulidae. Gene Ontology annotation, molecular function: structural molecule activity; clathrin light chain binding. The record is from RefSeq and is a predicted model, not a curated record. Gene Ontology annotation, biological process: receptor-mediated endocytosis; clathrin coat assembly; intracellular protein transport.
AGAUCUCCCUGGAUGUUUCCGGAGAGGGAAGAAGUCUGCUGCUGCUUCCGCCGCCAUUGCGGAUUUCAGAGAGCAGAUCAGCCGCUGCCAUCCAUCGUUGCUGUGCAGAGGAACAUUCACGGAAGGCGCGUCGACUCCAACGCUUUUUGGUGGCAUCAAAUUUCGGAAACACGACUACCAGCGCACCUUGUCGUGAUUUUGUUCCGUCGUGCAGCAUUUUUUUUUUUCACUGGCUGGCUCCGACCUACAGUGAGGAGGUCGUAGCUAGCUAGCGCGGUGCUGCUACUGCCCAGCUAACUAGCUGCAGCGGCUACAAUUUCAGGACUCCGGAGGAGCUCAAGGAAACCACCACCAUGGCUCAGAUAUUGCCUAUCCGCUUCCAGGAGCACCUGCAGCUCCAAAACCUGGGCAUCAACCCAGCCAACAUCGGCUUCAGCACCCUAACCAUGGAGUCCGACAAGUUCAUCUGUGUGAGGGAGAAAGUGGGGGAACAGGCCCAGGUGGUCAUCAUCGAUAUGGCCGACCCCAAUAAUCCCAUUCGCCGCCCCAUUUCUGCUGACAGCGCCAUCAUGAACCCUGCCAGCAAAGUCAUUGCCCUCAAAG